Molecule: messenger RNA, 1605 nt
Organism: Chelonus insularis
Lineage: Eukaryota; Metazoa; Arthropoda; Insecta; Hymenoptera; Braconidae
Product: solute carrier family 49 member 4 homolog
Exons: 8
Coding region: 1-1605 (534 amino acids)
Cellular component (GO): intracellular membrane-bounded organelle; membrane
Source: RefSeq, a predicted model, not a curated record
AUGGUUAAAUCGAAUCAAUCUUUCAAAAAUUCACAAGCAAGCAGAAAACUUAAAAAAUUAAAGCAAAAAUUGAAGCAAAGAAAAGAGAAAAAAGAGAGAAAACUUCGUCCUCGAAUAUCUAGCGCAAGACAUAGUCGACAAUAUACAGAUAUUAUCCUAAGUGAUCUAGGAGAAGGGAAGACCCUUUUAAUUCACGAUGAGGGUGAAUCAUGGAGAAAGCGAUGGGCAGCUCUAGGCCUUUUUUGUGCAUUAAGCUGCACCCAAUGUUGUGUUUGGAAUACUUGGGGACCAAUAGCAAAAUCGGUGAUGGAAGCUUUUCCAACUUGGAACAAGACCUCAGUAGCAUUGUUAUGCAACUGGGGUUGUAUCACAUAUUUAACUUGUUGUCUACCUUGUUGUUGGUUUCUCAAUGAAACAGAUCUAGCGAUUCCUUUAAAACUAGCAGCAAUUUUAUCAACGAUAGCUACAUUUAUUAGAUGUAUUUCUGCACGAGAUGUAAUCUUCACGACAAUGGCCCACCUUGCUGCUAUUUUUAAUGGCCUUGCUGGUGUCAUUAUUGGACCGGCAACUGCACUCGUUUCUGCAGUUUGGUUUUCUGCUGGUGAACGUACCACUGCUACAGGGAUUUCUUCAGCUUUUAGUCAGCUUGGAAUGGCAAUAUCAUAUGUGCUAGGACCAGCUUUAGUAGGAGAUCCUCCUCAUCAUCAUAAAAGAAAUAAAUAUAAUUUUCAUUUGGUAGAAGUAGUUGAUGAACCAGCAUUAUUGUCUUCAGAGAAAGCUCUGAGUUUUCAGAAUAUCACCAUCUAUCAAACUUUAUUACGAAUUCAAAUUAUGUCUUUGAUGAGAAUUGAAUUUGUUAUUCAAGCUAUGGUUCUGAUAGGAGUUCUAUUUUGUUUCCCUAAACAGUCUCAGAUAUCUAGCUCAAACAUUCAAGUCUCAACGCUCGGACUUUGGGAAUCGCUAACGAAACUGAUCAAACAUAAAUCUAUGUGGUGCUUAUGUCUUUCUGCAGCUUUGACUCAAGGAAUGACUGGUCCUUGGCUUGGAAUGAUUACAAUGGCUUUUGGAAAUGCUAUAACUCAGGAUGAAGCAGAUAAAUUAGCUUUUUGGACUGUCAUUGUCAGUAGCAUUCUGAGCUUACUAGCUUCUCGAGUUACUGAUAUGUUUCAGGGUCAUUUAAAAAUUGCCAUUGGUUCCUUAUUGAUUACUUCUGCAAUGAUGUUUCUCUGGAUAAUUCUCCUCGAUUCAAAGGUUUUAGUAUUUCAUAAAGAUGAACUGUACGCAGCUGUUAUCCUUGGUAUUGCUACCAAUUGGUCUACUCCUGCCUUAUUCCUUGAACUUGCUUCAGAAAUUGCAUUUCCUAUAUCAGAAGCAAUUGUCGGUGGAUACAUGAUCUUUUUGUCAAAUAUUGUUGGAACUAUUUUUUAUUUAUCGUACUGCAUACCUGGAAUGGAAGGACGUUGGUCUACGUGUCUAGUCUUCAGUAACAUUGUAGUAGGAGCAAUUUUUAUAUUCUACGUAGAAGAGCAAUACAAUCGUACGCAAGAAGAAAAUAAAAUGAUACCUUUAAUAAAUGAAAGACAGCCCAAUAGUAUAAAUGAAUAA